Molecule: messenger RNA, 1533 nt
Organism: Loxodonta africana (African savanna elephant)
Lineage: Eukaryota; Metazoa; Chordata; Mammalia; Proboscidea; Elephantidae
Product: basic proline-rich protein-like
Exons: 1
Coding region: 1-1533 (510 amino acids)
Source: RefSeq, a predicted model, not a curated record
AUGGGAACUGUUAGAGGUCGGAUUCCCGGCCAGCCCACCUCCUGCCCAGCCAGCCCACCUCCUGCCCAGCCACCCGCCUCUGUCAGCGGAGGCUUGGGAUUCCCGGCCAGCCCGCCUCCCGCCCAGCCACCCCCCUCUGUCAGUGGAGGCUUGGGAUUCCCGGCCAGCCCGCCUCCUGCCCGGCCAGCCCACCUCCUGCCCAGCCACCCGCCUCUGUCAGCGGAGGCUUGGGAUUCCCGGCCAGCCCACCUCCUGCCCGGCCAGCCCGCCUCCUGCCCGGCCAGCCCUCCUCCUGCCCAGCCACCCGCCUCUGUCAGCGGAGGCUUGGGAUUCCCGGCCAGCCCGCCUCCCGCCCAGCCACCCCCCUCUGUCAGUGGAGGCUUGGGAUUCCCGGCCAGCCCGCCUCCUGCCCGGCCAGCCCACCUCCUGCCCAGCCACCCGCCUCUGUCAGCGGAGGCUUGGGAUUCCCGGCCAGCCCACCUCCUGCCCGGCCAGCCCGCCUCCUGCCCGGCCAGCCCACCUCCUGCCCGGCCAGCCCGCCUCCUGCCCGGCCAGCCCUCCUCCUGCCCGGCCAGCCCGCCUCCCGCCCAGCCACCCCCCUCUGUCAGUGGAGGCUUGGGAUUCCCGGCCAGCCCGCCUCCUGCCCAGCCAGCCCACCUCCUGCCCGGCCAGCCCGCCUCCUGCCCGGCCAGCCCUCCUCCUGCCCGGCCAGCCCGCCUCCCGCCCAGCCACCCCCCUCUGUCAGCGGAGGCUUGGGAUUCCCGGCCAGCCCACCUCCUGCCCGGCCAGCCCACCUCCUGCCCGGCCAGCCCACCUCCUGCCCAGCCACCCGCCUCUGUCAGCGGAGGCUUGGGAUUCCCGGCCAGCCCACCUCCUGCCCGGCCAGCCCGCCUCCUGCCCGGCCAGCCCUCCUCCUGCCCGGCCAGCCCGCCUCCUGCCCGGCCAGCCCUCCUCCUGCCCGGCCAGCCCGCCUCCCGCCCAGCCACCCCCCUCUGUCAGCGGAGGCUUGGGAUUCCCGGCCAGCCCACCUCCUGCCCGGCCAGCCCACCUCCUGCCCGGCCAGCCCACCUCCUGCCCAGCCACCCGCCUCUGUCAGCGGAGGCUUGGGAUUCCCGGCCAGCCCGCCUCCUGCCCAGCCAGCCCACCUCCUGCCCAGCCACCCGCCUCUGUCAGCGGAGGCUUGGGAUUCCCGGCCAGCCCACCUCCUGCCCGGCCAGCCCGCCUCCUGCCCGGCCAGCCCGCCUCCUGCCCGGCCAGCCCUCCUCCUGCCCGGCCAGCCCGCCUCCCGCCCAGCCACCCCCCUCUGUCAGCGGAGGCUUGGGAUUCCCGGCCAGCCCACCUCCUGCCCGGCCAGCCCACCUCCUGCCCGGCCAGCCCACCUCCUGCCCGGCCAGCCCACCUCCUGCCCAGCCACCCGCCUCUGUCAGCGGAGGCUUGGGAUUCCUGGCCAGCCCACCUCCUGCCCGGCCAGCCCGCCUCCCGCCCAGCCACCCCACUCUGUCAGCGGAGGCUUGCACGUUGCUAUGGUGCUGA